AUGAAGUCCUCCUCUGAGCACGACAUUGCAAAGAUCUUCAACUCCUACGUUGCCGCAGGCGCCAUCGGCACUGCUUGGGAACUCGGGCUACUGGAUGAGAAUCGUACCCAAAAAGCUGUGGAUAUCGACGAGUUCGCGGCCAACCACAAUCUGGAUCUCGCUUCGACCCACACCCUAGUCUCCGCGCUCGCUACCUCUGACAUCCUCCAGCGUCAGGGGGGAGCUGCCAUGCCCGGGAGGUUGCUCGAAGAGGCAUACCGCACCAAAAGUCUCUUUCUGUUGAUCCAACACUUUCACUGGCUUGCUCUUGGUUCCGGCAGUUUGUUCGCGCGCAUGCAGUACGUCAUACGCAACGAGAAUCGCGAGGCGUGCCGCGACGCAAACACGCAAUUCAUCGAUCCGGUCUUCCUCGACGUCCUGAAGUCGUCUGGCGAAAACUUUACCUCCGUUGUGGACCUGGGAAGUGGUAGUGGCGAGAGGAUCAUGCAAGUUGACGUCCUCGACCGCUAUCCUCAAAGCACCGGACUUGGCAUUGAUAUUGCUGGUCCGGCAAUUGAGGUUGCCAGGUCAGACGCUGUGAAGCGUGGGUAUGGCGGCCGUAUUAACUUUCUGGUCGGCGGUGCGCGUAAGCUCGACUGUCGGGACGAGUUUGCCAAUGUUGACCUUUUGACGUCGUUUCUGAUGGGACACGACUUCUGGCCGCGAGAGAAGUGUGCCAGCUCUCUACAGAGACUGCGCAAAGCUUUCCCAAGCGUCAAACGAUUCUUUAUCUGCGAUACGGUGCGGAUUCUCACAAAUGAUCCUCAAUCUCGCCAUGCGGUACAAGAGGAUGAUGCGCCUAUCUUUACCCUGGGCUUUGAGUUUGGUCACGCGCUGAUGAAUGUCAAAUUACCUACUGUGGAGGAUUGGGAGGGGGUUUUUGAGGAUGGUGGCUGGGUUUGUGUCAAGCAGCAUCAUAUGUUGCCUCCGUCUCUCACAGUUCUGUUCGAACUUGUGCCCCGUGACGCAAAUGCAAUGUAG
Colletotrichum phormii is the source of this 1020-nucleotide messenger RNA. RefSeq names its product methyltransferase MppJ. The coding region runs from base 1 to 1020 and encodes 339 amino acids. The transcript has 4 exons. Lineage: Eukaryota; Fungi; Ascomycota; Sordariomycetes; Glomerellales; Glomerellaceae. The record is from RefSeq and is a predicted model, not a curated record.